Messenger RNA from Choloepus didactylus (southern two-toed sloth), 887 nucleotides. RefSeq names its product membrane-spanning 4-domains subfamily A member 3-like. Bases 120 to 833 code for a protein of 237 amino acids. Gene Ontology annotation, biological process: cell surface receptor signaling pathway. The transcript is spliced from 7 exons. Gene Ontology annotation, cellular component: plasma membrane. Lineage: Eukaryota; Metazoa; Chordata; Mammalia; Pilosa; Megalonychidae. The record is from RefSeq and is a predicted model, not a curated record.
CUCAGAAGCAAUGCGAAACAGCAGACUUCAGACUCCCACAUCGGUGUGCUGGAACAAUCCAAGCAGGCAUCACCAGUUACCAUUUCUCAUUAACUGAGGCAGCAUAAAGGAUUCUUGGAAUGAAUACAAUUGUGAAUUCUGGUGGAAUGACUGUGGAUAUUUCCUCAAAACCAAACCAAAGCACCCAGUUAGGAAAGGCUGGAGCAAUUGAUAGCUCAGGAUGUACACAGAACAAGCUGCAGAAAUUCCUGAAGGGAAAUCUCAACAUGCUAGGGGUGGCUCAGAUUAUGAUUGGUAUGAAAUUCAUCUUCUAUGGGACAAUUGGAAUUAUUGUUCUCCAUUUCAAAGUGUUCACAAGCAGUUUCUUCUCAUUUAAAACAGGUUUCCCAAUAUGGGCAGCUUUAUCUUUUAUCAUUUCUGGAUCUCUGACAAUUGUGUCUGCAAAGAAGCAAACAAAACCACUGCUGAGAGGAAAUCUGGGAGCUAAUACUUUCAGCACCAUUGUCUCUAGUAUUGGAUUCAUUGUUCUCUCAGAUGACUUAAUAAAAAUUCUUUUCACCACAUGUGAGAGGGAAGAUUUAUGUUCUGGUAUCAAAUCGGCUGCAACGGGGCUUGUGAUUUCACUGAUGAUACUAAGCUUUCUGCAACUUUCAAUUACAAUUUCUCUCUCCAUGCUCACCUAUAAUGUGGAUGGCAAGGACAUUGGCUGGACUUCUGCAUUACCUUGCCUGAAAUCAGCUUCUGAAGAUCCUUAUCAAGACUUUCUGCCUCAAACUUCAUUCUACCAAGACUUUGAACAGAAUAGCACAAUAUCCUCGCACUAUGAUCCCUGAGACUGAAGUACAAGUGUGAGAAUAUCCUUCUGUAACUUUUAGUAAUGAGGAUGG